AUGGGCCACCGCGAAAUCACCCCCGUUCAUGUGCCACUGCGCACAUCAAGUCGCAGACCGUCACGAACCGACCCGAUGGAGGCUCAAGAGAGCCCCGGAGCUGCAGACCGACAGACCUCCAAAGCUCAACGCUUCUUCGGAACCGACAUCACGCUCCCACAAGAGCAUACCGGGUGGAAAGAGGCACAGAAAACUCGCCAACCGAGCUAUAUUAAGCCCACCAGUGCACCCCGGCAGAGCACCGCCUUUCACCCUUUCCCCACGUCUUCAGAACACAUCCCAAAGCCCGACCAGAACCUCCGAGUGCGGGCUUCAUCACCUUUGCUAGGCCAGGACUAUCGAUCCCAAGAUCCCGCACCACCAUUGCCCAAGCCCAAGAAGAUUCAUCACUCUGGCUCCUCCAACGCCCUUUUCUCAUACUUCAGCUCCAAGGAAUCAAAGGAAUCCAAAUUGGCCGCCAAAAGCCAGGCACUACAACCACAAGUCCGUAAUGGUCUGGGUAUUGAUCCCCAAGUGACAUUCACAAAUGCUCCGGAACCACCAAAAGAAUCCAAGCGCAAGAUGCGUCCUCCCAGAAUUGAUCUUUCUGUCUUGUUCCCAAAGCCACGCAACCCAACCACUCAGACACUUCUGUCACCGCAAAGAAUGGUGAACUCUCCAUCCUCUGUGUCCACUGCGGUGACAGAUCACCCAUUCGACAAGAUAGAGAGGCCCGCCGCCGUUGGUAACUCGAAGGGAUAUGCAGAAGCAUCGACUCGCCGAGAAUCUAUAACCAGGGGCGAGUUCCCCAAACAUGGUGACAACUCAGAUUUACCCUCGAUUGCGGAGACUCGAAACAGUGGGUGGUUCGAUCGGCCGCUUGAACGUACAGUGGGAACUAGCGAAAUGGAUGUCGCCCUCGACAGAUACGCAGGGCGCCGAUCUCUUUUCAGCCGUUCCAGUGUAUACACUGCGAGCCGAGAGCAUCUGCAGCCGGAACAGCAAUGCCCCCAAGAAACUCGCAAGAGCUCCAGGCGUCCCCGUACUCCCUCAUCUCAACCGAAAGAGACUUAUCUCAGCCCUACCUCAUAUCCGGACUCAGUUCGUGCUCGGGGCAACAGUACUUCCCAGGAGUCUUGCAAGACCACCAAGUCCAAGGCGAAAAGCGAGCAGAGCUCUACGACCAAGAAGAGCAGUAAGAGCACUUUGAAAAAUAAGGAUCUGCAGAACACUAGCAUGCUCUGCCUUUCCUCUUCCGAGGACGAGGACGAGGAUCGGCCUCCAACUACCCAGCCGCCGCGCAAGGGAAGUAAGCAUAGAGACAGCGUGGGUACCUACGAUGAAUCUGAGCCCGAGAUCUACACAGCUGCUACAGCCAGAGCGGCCACUGCCACUGCUGCCAAAAGGUUCAACCGCGCCCAUUCUACAAGCAGUGGUACCUCUCGCCAAACGACACAAAGCCAACCACCACCCCUUCCGGUACCCCGUCCACGCAAGGCUUCCCAAUCUUCGAAUGGCAAGUCCUCAACGACAACCCGAAAAACUACACAGACUCGCCGCUCGAGUGGAGUUCCAACCAUUGCUGAGCCCGACAUCCUCUCUCAAUUCCCCCAACAGCCUCUUCGCUCUCCCGCGGAGUUAAAGGAGAUGAAUCGGCGCAGUCGUUACAUCGCAGUCACCCGCCAAGAGCAAGACCUUCUCGAGGCAAUGCGUGUCCGCAAGGGCAAGGUCACACCGAGUCUCUUCAACACCAACGGAUCUGAUAGACGCUCCGUCGUCUCGGGUCCAUCUCGGGAUUCUUUCUGCGGAUCGGACACCUCCUUUCUUCGCCUGAGCAAUGCCUACCCGCCCUUUGACGCCCAAUCGCUCAAAAGCACAGCCGCAUACAAGGACGGUAUGGCCUCCUCUGGCUCCGACUCCGAGCAAAAAGCCGAAGCUGCUCUUUCCUCCCCCGGCUUCAGCGCUGACUACUCCGAAAGCCUGCCCUCACCCGCCACCAGCGCUGCCUCACCGCUAACACCCACACUGCCGAUCCAUCGGUUUUCACCUCUCCCUUCUCCCAAGCCUCCCCCAAGAGGUCCUCCCCCCGCCAUCCCAGAAGAUCAAAAGCAGCACACCCGCCGCCGCACAGAUAGCAGUGAGGCUAUUAUGAUUGACGGUGUCGAGCCGAAGCGCAAUCUUCCCCUUUGGUCCUUUGAUUUCGACUGGAACCAGGAACGCAGCAAAAUUGCCACGGUCCACUAA
Molecule: messenger RNA, 2223 nt
Organism: Penicillium salamii
Lineage: Eukaryota; Fungi; Ascomycota; Eurotiomycetes; Eurotiales; Aspergillaceae
Source: the annotation of a GenBank genome assembly